Messenger RNA from Nyctereutes procyonoides (raccoon dog), 1271 nucleotides. RefSeq names its product eukaryotic elongation factor 2 lysine methyltransferase (gene EEF2KMT). The transcript is spliced from 9 exons. The coding region runs from base 147 to 1097 and encodes 316 amino acids. Lineage: Eukaryota; Metazoa; Chordata; Mammalia; Carnivora; Canidae. The record is from RefSeq and is a predicted model, not a curated record.
GCCUCGCCCUGCCAUGGCGCCGGAGGAGAGCGCCGAGGCCGCGGGCUUGCUGCAGAGUUUCGAGCGCCGCUACCUGGCGGCGCGCACGCUGCGCUCUUUCCCCUGGCAGAAUCAGCAGCACACAUUACAGAUGAGGUCCUGCUUGGAUGGAAGGGCCAGAGAAUAAACAGAGCCUAGAAGAGAAAUUAAGAGACUCAUCAGGUCCUGAGCUGCUGUUGAUUAUUUUGCAGAAGACCGUGAAGCAUCCUCUGUGUGUGAAGCAUCCGCCGUCAGUGAAAUAUGCCCGGUGCUUUCUCUCGGAGCUCAUCAGAAAGCACGAGGCUGUCCACACGGAGCCUUUGGAUGAACUGUACGAAGCAUUGGCAGAGGUCCUGAUGGCCAAGGAGCCCACCCAGUGCCACCGGAGCUAUCUGCUGCCUUCUGGAGACUCGGUCACGCUCUCUGAGAGCACAGCCAUCAUUUCCCACGGCACCACUGGCCUGGUCACGUGGGACGCCGCGCUGUACCUUGCAGAAUGGGCCAUACAGAACCCGGCCGCGUUUGCUCACAGGACUGUCUUAGAGCUCGGCAGUGGAGCUGGCCUCACGGGCCUGGCCAUUUGCAAGACAUGCUGCCCCAGCACCUACGUCUUCAGUGACUAUCACAGCUGUGUCCUUGAGCAACUCCGAGGAAACGUCCUUCUCAAUGGCCUCUCAUUGGAGCCAGAUGCCACUGCCCCUGCACAGCACCCAGGACACAACACCUACGACUCAGAGAGCCCCAAGGUGACAGUGGCCCAGCUGGACUGGGAUGUCGUGACAGCCCCUCAGCUCGCUGCCUUCCAGCCAGAUGUAAUCAUAGCAGCAGAUGUGCUGUAUUGCCCAGAAACCGUCCUCUCCCUGGUCAGAGUCCUGCAGAGGCUCUCUGCUUGCCUGAAGGGCCAGCAGGCUCCGGAUGCCUACAUUGCCUUCACUGUCCGCAACCCGCAGACCUGCCAGCUGUUCACUAGCGAGCUGGGCCAGGCUGGGAUCCCCUGGGAAGCAGUGCCUCAUCACGACCAGAAGCUGUUUCCCUAUGAAGAACACUCAGACAUGGCAAUUUUGAAACUAAUGCUGUAGGUUUACAAAUGUUUUUAAAGAUUAACAUGAAAAUUUAAUCACCAUCCUGUAAAGAAUUUUUAUGUGGGAAAGCUGAUAAAAUUUUCACUGGACCUGAAUGCUUGAAGAAUGUUAAAUUCAGAAUCAGGAACUGCAAACUGUGUUCUAAUAAAAUAUAAACUAUUCAAGUAGAUA